UUUAUUUUCGUCCGAUGUGCAUCCAAAUUUGUUUUUGAAAGCACGUUGUUGAAUUCAGAAUUUUUGCAAUCGUAUUAUAUGUUAAAGUAUAUAAAUACAUUGUAUAAAUUUAUAUUUAAUAAAUAAUUUUUUAAAAAGUGAUCAUGGACAAAAUAAAAGUCAAUAAUCAAGUGGUGUCAAUGCGGAAGUUUGUCAAGCAAGCUAAAAUUCAUGCAAUAAAUAAAUGUACAAAACAAAUAAAGUUUUUAGAAAAUCGAAAAGGCAACGAAGAGCAAAUAGCUAAAACAAAAAGAAAACUUCAAAGACUAUUAGAAGAAGUUAAUAUUCUCAAAAAAAUCAAGCCAGAUUCAGUUAGUAAAUUAGCAUUGUCAAAAGCAAAAGACUGGAAAGCUGUUUUAGCAGAGAAAAACAUACCACUAGAAGAGAGAUGUUUUGCAAUGUUAGCUAAUCAUCCACCAGUUCAAAAAUGUGUGGAAAAAUUUCACAAUGAUAAUAGUGAGUUAAUUCCUAAAAUACCUGAACUUGUCAAACAAUGGGAGGAAAAAAAAUCUAAGCGCUCACAAAUGUUAAAACAGAAACAAAAAGUCAAACAAAAUGAUGUCAAGAAUCCAAAUACUGUACCCAUUGGAAAUAAAAAUAAUUUUCACAAAUCUAGCGAAAUUCAAACUGAGUGUCAAAAUUCUGAAUCUUUGGAAAGUUUGCCAGAUAGUUCAGAUAUUAAAAAUUUUCAGAAAGAUACAUCACAACAAAAUUUGAAAAACGAGAAAGCAGUCAGAAGGAAAGUGUCUUUGAAUAAUGCAUCUGAUAAUUUAGUUUCUGUAAGUAUUCCAAACUGUCGAGAUGAAAAGAAAUUACUAACAAUUGAUGAUGCUGAAAGUGAUGAUGAAUCAGAUGCUUCUCUUUCUAAUAGUUCAGACUUUUCUAAUCAUUUGAGCAAUCAAGUUAAAGAAAAAACAAAUAAUGAUAAAUCCUACAAGCAUUCAAAGAAGUCUGAAACAAGUGUUUUAGAUCCUGAAACUAAUUUAGCUCAGGAAAAAGUACUGCUUAAAAGUAAUAGCAAAGAACCAAUAAUAAAAUCAGAUAAAGAAGGAAAUUCAGAAAAAAUGCAAGGCAUAAGAUCUAAAUUAUUAGAAAUUUCAAUGUCAAAAACAAAGGUGCAAAAUAAACCAAGAAGCAAAUCUUCAACUAUUUUUCAGCAGUCUAAUGCAGGAGAAAAAAGUGACGAUGAAAGUUCAGUAGAGAAAUACAAAAUGGCAGAUAAAAAUGCUAAUAUCAGUAAUACAAAGGCCAAGCCUUCACUUCCUAUAAACCUAGAAGUAAAAAAUAAAAUAAAAGCCAUAACAAUGCUAGAUCUGAAUGAAUUGCAAGAUGUUGAUGAAAUUCCUAUUGAGAAAUCUGAUAGUGAUAUUGAAGAUGAAAAUAGUGAAGAUUCGGGAAAGCAAAAGAAAGAUCCUUUUUUCCUACGUGAUGGUGAACCAGUUUCUGAAAGUGAUGAAGAUGAGACUGUCGAAAGAGAAACUAUGAGGAAGCGGGACUUUCCCUCUUUUAAAAAGAAACAAUAUGGUGCUUUUAAUAAAAGAGAGCAAAGAGAUCAUUCAUUUCCGAAAAGCAAAUUCGAGAAGCAUUCUAUGAAUGGAAGAAAUUCAAGUUUCAGAGAAAAUAGCUUUAUGAAAAAUAAAAAAGAAUCAACUUUUAAAGGCAAUAAAAGAAAUUUCAAACAAACUUUUGAUGACAAUUCUGAAUAUAGACAAAAUAAGAAUUUUAAGUUUGCAUCUAAAGAUAAAUUUAAUAAAAGAAAUGGUUUAAAUAAUUUUGCAAAGAAUCAUGAAGAAAAAACUUUCAGCCAAAACCACAGCAGGGAUUCAAAAUGGAGUAGCCAUUCUUCAAAGCCUAAUUUGAGUAAUUCUCCUCAGAAAAAUAAACCUGAUGAUAAGCCCUUACACCCCUCAUGGGAAGCCAAAAGAAAAUUAAAAGAAGCUGCAACUUUGAAAUUUCAAGGAAAAAGAAUGGUGUUUAAUGAUUAGAUUUGUUAUUUUGCAUUAAUUUUGUUAAUGCAUUUUGUUGUUUUAAAACACUGUUUACAAUAAAGUUAUUUUUUAUAUCAUUUUAA
Messenger RNA from Argiope bruennichi, 2110 nucleotides. RefSeq names its product serum response factor-binding protein 1-like. The transcript has 7 exons. The record is from RefSeq and is a predicted model, not a curated record. Gene Ontology annotation, biological process: maturation of SSU-rRNA. The coding region runs from base 144 to 2024 and encodes 626 amino acids. Gene Ontology annotation, cellular component: nucleus; 90S preribosome. NCBI's taxonomy places the organism in Eukaryota, Metazoa, Arthropoda, Arachnida, Araneae, Araneidae.